Molecule: messenger RNA, 1299 nt
Organism: Symsagittifera roscoffensis
Lineage: Eukaryota; Metazoa; Xenacoelomorpha; Acoela; Convolutidae
Product: perivitellin-2 67 kDa subunit-like
Exons: 2
Coding region: 1-1299 (432 amino acids)
Source: RefSeq, a predicted model, not a curated record
AUGAAUGAUUUAGCGCUCUUUGGUCUCCGAAAAUCCAUCUCUGAAUCAGAGCCGAACUUUGCUGGCCAUGGUCAUCUAGGCAUGGAACAGUCAGAGAAAUUCAUUCCUGGGCGAUCAUUCGACGAAGCCAACUUUGACGAUGAACACUUUGCUAAUUAUGAUCCUUACGUUGACGGAAGGUACCCUGCCGAAGCUGACCGCUUCUUCGACCCAGAUCGAUACCCUGCCAAAGGUCAUUACGGGGCAAAGUAUGAUGAUUCAUACGAGCCAUAUGCACCGUAUGACUAUAACUAUGAUUCACGCGGUCCAUACCCAGGAGGUCUGAGCAGCAAUCCGUAUCAUUCUUCGUCGCCUUGCUCAAACCUUCCUGGUGGAUUGACUCGAAUGGCUACAGGUGUCGACAUCACCAAGUUGGAACUCUUUAACAUCGAAUCAAAUCAACCCGGAGGUUUCAAGGGUCCCAUUAUAGACUUCUCGUGCGAAGAGGGUAAAAUGUGGACCAACUCCUAUAAUUCCAUAACUUACCAGGUUCCCAAUGAGAUCUGGAAGAUUGACAACGUUCCAGGGGAGUCUAUCAACCGUGUUUCCAUUGUGUUUCGGUCGUAUGAGGAAAAUAAACAGUAUCUUUUAGAAAUGACUGGUCUGGAGGAGAAAAAUGGAAUGUUUUCUCUGAGCAAAAGUUUCAGCGAGCUUACCAAAGCAGUUGAGCUAGACUCUAAAAUGAUCGUCGAUGUCACUUCUCACCUGUUCAACACGGAAAUUAUGAUGGAACCGCAUCAGACAAUUCCACUGGGAUUCCAUGUCGAGAGCUUCUUGGCAACUCUUGCUGACGAUUACGAAGACGAGCCAGAAGGGUAUGAAGAGUUCAUAGAGACGUUCGGAACCCAUUACUACUCCUCCGCAACCGUCGGACCCUUCAUCCGAAAUCAGUUCUCAGUUUCGGAAAAGUAUUACUUGGAACACAAUGAGGCAAACAUCAAGCAAGAGAGUUUGAAUUGGUUCACGAACUGGUAUGAUUCUCAUGCUAAUAAAAAGACGACUAAACUGAACAUCGAUAAGAAUUUCGAAGCGAGUACAGUUUCAAGAGCGGAGAUUUACGGAGGACAGAGUGAAAUCUUUGAAGACAAAGGAGUGGACGGCUGGUUGGAAACAGCGGUUGAUGUGCCCACAAUUUUCAAAGGAAAACUAACACCAAUUUCCAACCUGGUUGACGACCCAAGGAUCAAAGCGUCCAUGGAACGGGCUGUUCAAAUUCACCUGGACCGCGCAUUUUUAACUGAACUAAGAGAGGGUCUGUAA